Apis laboriosa (Himalayan honeybee) is the source of this 2576-nucleotide messenger RNA. RefSeq names its product protein ERGIC-53 (gene ergic53). The transcript is spliced from 10 exons. The coding region runs from base 14 to 1528 and encodes 504 amino acids. Gene Ontology annotation, molecular function: D-mannose binding. The record is from RefSeq and is a predicted model, not a curated record. Gene Ontology annotation, biological process: endoplasmic reticulum organization; endoplasmic reticulum to Golgi vesicle-mediated transport; Golgi organization. Gene Ontology annotation, cellular component: endoplasmic reticulum-Golgi intermediate compartment; Golgi membrane; COPII-coated ER to Golgi transport vesicle. Lineage: Eukaryota; Metazoa; Arthropoda; Insecta; Hymenoptera; Apidae.
UUCAACAGUCGAAAUGAAGAUGGCCGCCGAGGUGAGGUGGCUUUUAAUUUUUCAUGUGUUUUCUGUAAUUUAUGCAGUUUUUGGUGAGAUACCCCAUCGAAAAUUUGAAUAUAAAUAUUCAUUUAAGCCACCAUAUCUUGCACAAAAAGAUGGAAGUGUGCCUUUUUGGGAAUAUGGAGGAAAUGCAAUUGCUAGUGCAGAAAAUGUUAGAGUCGCUCCAUCAUUGAGAAGUCAAAAAGGUGCUAUAUGGGUAAAACAUCCUGUUACAUCCUUUGAAUGGUGGGAAGUUGAAUUAAUAUUUAGAAUAACAGGAAGGGGAAGAAUUGGAGCAGAUGGUUUAGCAUUUUGGUAUACCGGUGAAAAGGGUGCAUAUAAUGGCACUGUCUUUGGUAGCUCUGACCAAUGGCAUGGUCUUGGAAUUUUUUUUGAUUCUUUUGACAAUGACAAUAAACACAAUAACCCCUACAUUAUGGCAGUUCUCAAUGAUGGCAAAAAGACAUUUGAUCAUGCUAAUGAUGGUACCACACAGUUAUGUGCUGGUUGUUUGAGAGAUUUUCGUAAUAAACCAUUUGCUACAAGAGCCAAAAUUGAAUAUUAUAAGAAUACUUUAACACUGUUAUUCCAUAAUGGUAUGACAAAUAAUGAACAAGAUUAUGAAACAUGUUUCCAAGUUGAAGAUGUUUUUCUACCAAAAGGAGGAUUUUUUGGUGUUUCGGCUGCGACUGGUGGUUUGGCUGAUGAUCAUGAUGUUUCUCAUUUCUUAACACAUUCUCUAUAUCCUCCUGGUCAGUUAAGGCCAGAUCAAAAAGUAUCUCUGGAGGAACAACAAAAGCUUAGUCAGGAAUAUAUGGAUUAUCAGAAAAAAUUAGAACAAAGGAAAGAAGAAUAUCGCAGAGAUCAUCCAGAUGAACAUCGUGAAAAAGAAGAAUUCGAAGAAUAUUUUGAAACUGAUAAUCAAAGGGAGUUGCGACAAAUUUUCUCUGGUCAAAGUCAAAUGUUUGAUGCGUUGCGCGAAUUAAAUAGGAAAUUAGACAACAUAGUAGGAACACAAGAGCGAUCUUUAAGUUUAAUAUCUCAAAUUCAAGUUGGUGGUGUGCAAGUAGGAGGUCAACCAGGACAACAAGUACAGCUGAUUGAUACAAUUCGUCGGCAAGAAGUCGAUACUCUUUUAAACAAUCAAAAUAAUAUAUUAAAUACUGCAAGAGAAAUUAAGUCCUAUGUAAAUGAAGUAUAUUCCAAAGCUGAUACCAUUCUUAGUAAUCAGGCCAGAGCUCCAACUGCUCAGGUACAGCAAAUGGGAUAUGAUUAUCAUUCUCUUAUUUCUGAAAUGAGAGACGGACUUAAUACACUAAAAAGAGAUAUCACUCAAUUAAAUACUAAAGUAAACAGUGGAGGAACAGAUUGUCCAACAACGAAUUGUUUAACAACAACAAUGUUUUUACUUUUUGUGGCAAUUCAGAUGAUAAUUUUAUUAGCAUAUAGCACGUACCGGGACAAUAAAGAAGCACAGGCGAAAAAGUUGUAUUAAUAUUUGUUUUUGAUCCUACAGUGCAGAAGUAAAGGUAUAAAAAUAAAUAUCUACCUUUACAUACUGACCCAAUAUUUUUAUCACUUGUUAAUCGUAUUCGUAAAACAUGCAUUUUUGCUGAACAUUUGUACAAUAAAUACAUUCUUCAUCUACAGUAGACCUAACACAUAUAAUAAAGAGCAGUCAAUGCUUCUAAAGCAUGAUAAAAGAAAAUGCUCAGCUUGAUAUAAUUCAAUCAUUUCGAAUAUAUCUUUUAAUGCGUCAUAUUUUUUGUCAUUGUAAAUCAUAUAUAGACAUAAUAUAAAUAUAAAGUGACAGAAAGUAGGCGUGAAAUCGAACUGGAUAAUAUAAUAUUUUUUAGAUAUUCAGUAAUAUUGAAAUAUGACAAAUUUUGUCAUAUUUAGAUGGUUGUGUAUGAUAUAUAUUUUUUUAUCAUCGUUCAUUAAAAAAGUUUGUGCUAUGCGCACAUUUUUUUUUUAACUAUUUUCAUUAAUAUUUUAUUUAAAAAAUUAUUGUUUUUUUUUAUACAUUGAUUUAUAGGUAGUGUUAGCAAAAAUGUAUAAACAUUUGUACUAAAAUUUUGUAUUUGAAAUUAGCAUAUCAGAUAUCAAAAACUAAAACAAUUUUUUGAAAAAAUCUGAUAGAUCUUCUUUUUUUUUCUUUUGAUCUGGUACUACAUUCCCAUAGGUGAACGAGUGUAUAGAUAAGCUCUACGUUUCUAACGUGACAGUUACUUAAAAUUAAAAGUAAGAAAUCGUUGAUACGAUUCUAACUAUUCAAAGUAGUAGUUCUUUAUGCUGUGUGCAAAAGUGACGUCGUACAAUCACUACGUUCUUGAAGCUCUAUAAUAAGAAGAUUUUUGUUAAACGAAUACGUACUUUGUAAGAAUAUACCGUGUAUCGAGAAUAGCUGUGUAGACAGGAAGGACUCGAUUUAUUCGUAAGUUCGGUAUUCUCGUCAACAUUAUUGCAUUUGUAAAAGUUUAUUGAAGAUUGUAAAUGUAUAAUGAAAUAUAUCUGAUAAUAAAAUUACUAAUCAAAGAAACAAA